UCUCACGUGAGGGAGGCGGUAGCGCCGAGCUCACCCUGCCCGCUACCUCGGAGGAGGUGCUGCCGAGUCCCCGGCUCCGCGUGCGGCUCGGCGGCGCGCCAAUGCCCACCAACUUCACCGUGGUGCCGGUGGAGGCGCAGGGCGGGGAGCGGGACUCGGCGGAGCGGGAUGCGUGGCGACAGGAGGAGGAGGAGGAGGACAACAGGGACCGGAGCUGCGGAGAUGGUGUUUCUAGGGAAAGUAGUCCGUUUAUUAACAGUGCAGAGAUGGACAGAGGAAACAUGUACGAAGGUAAAAAUAUGGCUCUCUUUGAGGAGGAAAUGGAUAGCAAUCCAAUGGUGUCAUCUCUUCUUAACAAACUAGCAAACUACACAAAUGUGACUCAAGGUGUGGUGGAACAUGAAGCAGAUGAAGAUAGCAAGCGAAAGGAAGUCAAGGUUCCACGAAUGGGCACAUUUAUUGGUGUGUAUCUUCCUUGCUUGCAAAACAUCUUGGGAGUUAUUCUUUUCCUGCGUUUGACAUGGAUUGUAGGAACAGCUGGAGUUCUUGAGUCUUUCAUCAUUGUUUUCAUGUGCUGUGCUUGUACUAUGCUAACUGCAAUUUCAAUGAGUGCAAUAGCAACAAACGGUGUGGUUCCAGCUGGAGGCUCCUAUUACAUGAUUUCAAGAUCUUUAGGACCAGAGUUUGGUGGAGCAGUGGGACUUUGUUUUUACCUGGGUACAACCUUUGCAGGAGCCAUGUACAUUCUUGGUACCAUUGAAAUCUUAUUGACUUACAUUUCUCCAAGUGCCGCCAUAUUUAAAGCAGAAGAGGUUGGUGAAGAAACAGAGGCCAUGCUGAACAACAUGAGAGUUUAUGGAACGUGUAUUAUCAUUCUGAUGGCCAUAGUAGUUUUUGUGGGAGUCAAGUAUGUCAACAAACUUGCACUAGUCUUCCUUGCCUGUGUGAUUCUAUCCAUCAUUGCCAUAUAUGCUGGAGUUAUUAAGACUGCUAUUGACCCACCCGACUUUCCCAUCUGUCUUCUUGGAAACCGUACCUUGUCAAAGCGCAGCUUUGAUGUCUGUGCCAAAUUUACUGAAAGGAAUAAUGAAACAAAGACCACAAACUUGUGGCUGCUCUUCUGCAAUAGUUCUUUGCCUACUGCUAUGUGUGAUGACUACUUCAGCCUCAAUAAUGUAACAGAAAUUCAAGGGAUUCCAGGAAUACUGAGUGGAGUUCUAAUUGAUAAUCUGUGGAGCACCUAUUCGGAGAAAGGAUCAAUAGUUGAGAAAAAAAGUCAGCCAUCAAUUUCUGGAUCAGAAGACAUAAAAAUUGGUGGACGCCCUUAUGUUUUCACAGACAUCAUGACCUACUUCACAGUGCUUGUAGGGAUUUAUUUCCCAUCUGUAACAGGUAUUAUGGCAGGUUCAAACAGAUCUGGUGAUCUUAAGGAUGCUCAGAAAUCUAUUCCUACUGGAACAAUUUUAGCUAUUUCAACUACUUCUUUUAUUUAUCUUUCUUGCAUAGUGUUGUUUGGUGCCUGUAUAGAAGGUGUGGUAUUAAGAGAUAAGUUUGGUGAAGCAGUUGAUGGAAACCUAGUGGUUGGUACACUGGCCUGGCCUUCUCCAUGGGUUAUUGUGAUUGGUUCAUUCUUUUCAACAUGUGGUGCUGGUCUCCAAAGUCUGACUGGUGCACCCCGUCUGUUGCAAGCCAUUGCAAGAGAUGGCAUUGUACCAUUUAUUCAAGUAUUUGGACAUGGAAAGGCGAAUGGAGAACCAACAUGGGCUCUGCUCCUCACUGCUGCUAUUUGUGAAAUAGGAAUUCUGAUAGCUUCUUUGGACAAUGUUGCACCCAUUCUUUCAAUGUUUUUCCUGAUGUGCUAUAUGUUUGUAAAUCUGGCUUGUGCAGUUCAAACGCUCUUACGAACUCCCAACUGGAGACCUCGUUUCAAGUAUUACCACUGGACUCUUUCAUUCCUGGGAAUGAGUUUAUGUCUUGCCUUGAUGUUCAUUUGCUCUUGGUACUAUGCUUUGAUUGCCAUGCUAAUCGCAGGAUGUAUAUACAAAUACAUAGAAUAUAGAGGAGCGGAAAAAGAGUGGGGUGAUGGAAUACGAGGACUCUCUUUGAAUGCAGCUCGCUAUGCUUUGCUUCGUGUUGAAGAUGGUCCUCCUCACACCAAAAACUGGAGACCCCAACUUUUGGUCUUGUUAAAUUUGGAUUGCGAACAGUUGGUGAAGCAUCCGCGAUUGCUUUCUUUCACUUCUCAGCUGAAAGCUGGUAAAGGGCUGACUAUUGUGGGAUCUGUGCUUCAAGGAACCUACUUGGAUAGAUGUGUAGAAACUCAGAAAGCCGAAGAGAAUGUUAAAGCUUUAAUGGGAGUCGAAAAGACUAAAGGAUUUUGCCAGAUUGUGGUAUCUCCUAGUUUCAGAGAUGGAAUAUCACAUUUAAUUCAGUCAGCUGGCCUAGGAGGAAUGAAACACAAUACAGUUUUGAUGGCAUGGCCACAGUCCUGGAAGCAGACAGAAAAUCACUUCUCUUGGAAAAAUUUUGUUGACACUGUACGAGAAACAACAGCAGCUCAGCAAGCUUUAUUGGUGGCUAAAAACAUCGACUUGUUUCCAACAAAUCAAGAACGUUUUACUGAAGGAAACAUAGACAUCUGGUGGAUUGUUCAUGAUGGUGGAAUGUUGAUGUUGCUGCCUUUUCUUCUUCGUCAACACAAGGUUUGGAGAAAAUGUAAGAUGCGUAUCUUCACGGUUGCUCAAAUGGAUGAUAACAGCAUCCAAAUGAAGAAAGAUCUUCAGAUGUUCUUGUACCAUCUUCGCCUCAAUGCUGAAGUGGAAGUUGUUGAAAUGUUUGAAAAUGAUAUUUCUGCAUUCACAUAUGAGAAGACACUAAUGAUGGAACAGCGAUCCCAGAUGCUAAAACAGAUGCAGCUAUCAAAAAAUGAAAGGGAAAGAGAGGCUCAGUUGAUCCAUGACAGAAACACAGCCUCACGCUCAGCUCCAGCUGUCAAAGCAAGUGUGGCUGCUGCCAUGCCAGAAAAAGUGCAAAUGACCUGGACUAAAGAGAAGUUUGUAGCUGAAAAACAUAAAAACAAAGACACAAAUGUGUCAGGUUUUAAAGAUAUUUUCAGCAUGAAGCCAGAAUGGGGAAAUCUGUAAGUCUCUAAAUUUCCUUUCAUUUAAGCAAUUUAGGCUUUGUUCCCUGGCUCUUGUGGUGUUGUUCUUUGUCUGCAUGUUCCUAAGCCAUGAUUUGCAGUUUGUGUAUUGAUUUGUAUGUUGUUUUCUAUGCUGUGCUUUAGCAUUUAUCACUGAAAAACAGUUUGCAUCAUGACCUGUUAAUGGCUUGGGGUUUUUUUUGUGUAAAUAUUAUCAGUUUUCUUUUCAAGGUAAGUUACAGAGGAAUUACUUUAAUGUCUGUAAGAAUGCAAGACUUGAGUGCUCUUCUCCACCAGAGUAAUAUUUAGUUUUCUAAUUAACUACCCCUAAAAACUGAAUAUAUACUUAGUCUGGAAAAAAUAUUCCCUCAUGUAACAAAUUCCAUCCUUAUGGUCCAGCUAGCUGUAUCAGAAAGAGCUUUAACUUUCCACUGAAUGCCAAUUCUGGCUUUUCUACCAUCCAUGUAUGGAUAUACAUUGGGUGUGACACAAGCAGAUGAAAAUUAAAGAAUUGAAUCAUAGUAUCAAAGAUUAUUUUAUGUUGGGGUUUCUUUAACAAAGUUUCUUUACUUUCAAGAUAUCAAGUUGGGUUGUCAACUUAACCUACUGAGUCCCAUUAGCGCCACUAUCAAAUACUUCCAGGGAGAAGGAAUCCACCGCUUCCCUGGGCAAUGCAUUCUAAUGCUUGACCACAUUACCAUGAGGAAGUUUUUCCUAAAGUCCAAUCCAAAUGUCCCAUGGUGCAGUUUGAGACAGUUUCUGGCUCUCUGUCACUGUCACCAGAGGAAGGAGACUGACACCUUCCUUCCAGAUAACUGUAGAGACAGUGACAUCUACCCUCAGCCUCCUUUCCUCUAAACCUGGCGAUCCCGCUUUCCACAGCCAGUCCUCAUGCUUUCUAGUCCUUUCACCACCUACGAUAGUCUUUUCUGCAUAUGCUUGAGUAAAUUAAUAUCCAGGAGAAUAAAGUUGUCAACUGUCAAAACACUUCACUAAAAUUUUCACUACUAGCCACAUCCUGCUCCUCACCUUCUAGGCAGAUCAUCUUCUUGUUGGAGGAGAUCGUUUAGUCAGGCAGGACUUGCCUUUCAUAAACCCAUGCAUCUGAUACACAAGGACUUGUGACUGUGUGUGUAUUGUAGUUGCUUAUAGAAUUUGUCUUCUUCCUCUUCCACCUAGUUGGGUGAUCUGCAGUAGACUCUCAUCAUAAUACCAAAUACACCUUGUUGACAAGCCCAUAACCAAAGAUGCACUUCUCUGACAGGAGGAAUUCAUCAGUGCCCAGUAAACCAGGUUUCUUAAAGAGAACUGUGGUCUAAAAAGCCAAAUCCCUGGCUGUAACACCAGUCCUGCAACCAUUGCUGAUCUGCCAGAUUCAAAUAGACCUUUCAAAGGCUUUUCCUUUGGUAGGAUCAAAGAGAAGACUGUGUGCUCAAAGAGCAUUUUGCAGUUGCUCAGAGGGGUUCUAUAGCCCCUCAUGACAUGACUGGGAUGCUCCUGACAGUAAUUGAUGCCCACGUGAUAAAACAUCAGUGGAUAAGUUGUCUGUGGGCUGUUCAAAGCUUGGUAAUCUCCUGGUGAUGUUCCUAAUGUGAGUCCCUGAUAUGCUGCAAGCCUCUACUGAGAUUAAAUCAGGUUGGCAAAUGGGUGCUUCUGCUCGCCACGAAGGAGAAGCCCCUAUGACUAUCACCCAUAAUACUUUUUUUGUUUGCACUGUUCAGUGUACUGGGAACAGACCAAGUGGCUCAAUUGACACUGGAGUCUACUGUGACACGAUGGGUCCUUCCUCUGCAGUCUUUGGAGCAGUGAAGUAGUUCUGCAAGGGCUUCUCAGGCAGCAGGGAAGGUCUCAUCCACCUUCCUACAGGUCCUUGCCAUAACAAGCUUACAUUUUUCUGUGUUUUGAGUGUUGUUCCUUUCAGUGUAUUUUUGAGGGGGAGUUUCUGGUUGUAGGUCUGAUGCAGACUGUGCAUGCACACACACAACUCAUUCUCAGGUUCCCUGACGUGCGAACUUCUCACUGCCUAUUGAUGCUCAGCUACCUGCUGCAGGAGAUUACUGUCUGGGCACGCUUCUUUGCAAGCAGAUCUGCUCCCUGUGCCUACAAGAGAAGUUCUAGUUGUUUCCUGUACUUCCCCUUCAGCCACUGUGUGGGUAGAGGCAUCGAACAGUGCUGCUGUAGUGGUAUAGACACUCCAGCUUCAACUGUAGCCUUUAUGAUUGCAUACCAUUCUGUCUUCAGAACAGAGAAGGCUUGCCUUUAUCAGUGCACAUGGUUGCUGCACUUUUGGACAUUGCAUCCCUUUUUGUACUUGGGUAGAACCAGCUUAAGACUGCUCUGCUUUUUGUUGUUGUUGUUGUUUUUUUCCAGAGGUCAGUGUUGGCUUCUUUUUGUGAAUUUGCCAGUUUGAGCAGCUUAAGAAAACUAGGAGGCUUACACUGUGUUCCAUGUAUGACUUCAGUUCAACUAGUGUUUGAAAGCUAAGUGAGCCUCAGUUCACACUGUACACAUUGAACUGUUCUACCAUUUAUUUCAGCACUGAAAUCCUGUCUGCCCCACCACACAUUUAUGCUCUUCCCAUUUCCCCUGCAUUUUAUCUGUAUUUUAAGAGAACUUCAGGACUUAUACAUCUCUUCAAUUACUUCUAUCUCUCUCCUCGUAGUUCUUAUCAAGAUGCUGUUCUGCUUUGAAAAGCUGACCUUCAAGUAUUGUGUUGUUCUAUAUGUGCUCUAUAUACAGUUUGUUCUUGUUUGGGACGUAUGGCCCCAUGACAGGGCAGACUGAUAAACUUAGCUUUGGAAAUGUUACCGUAUUUCUUAAGGAGAACUGGAAUUGGUGGGAUUGGCCUCCAUUGACUGCUAAGUUUUCAGUCUUCCAUUUUUCAUCUUUUUUCCUCUAUAUUUGCACCUGCAACACUAGGGAUAAAUGCACACUUCAAGAUGUGCUGUAUGAAGGGAAUGUGUGAAGGGAACAGCAGUUAGUAGGAAAAUGGGGCUUAACUAUAGAAUAGUAAUAUCAGUAAUUUCUAUUGUUUCCUGAUCUGAAACAAUGCUGGAGCAUUUCUGCUACAUUUUUGACUGCUGUUACUGGAAUUCAGAAAACCGUAUGGACUCGGUCAGGCAGUUCAGAGGAUGUCUCAUGUCCUGCUGCUACUAACUUGCCAGUCCACUCCCCGACCUAAGACAGUCUGUGGGUACUGCAGAGUGGAGCAGGGUUAUGCUUUAACCAGCAGUCUUGCAGUAGAAGUGCUAAGGAAAUCGCAUGGGAUAUGGUGAUGCAUUUUGUGUCAGCCUGUCAGUUCUGCUCUUGAGAUCUGCUGUCACCAUGUGUUUCCAAAGUUCCCUUUUGGAGCAACUGCUUCAAUCGUAAAGGAUCUGCUUUAGGACAGUGGAUGCCUUUGAUAACUGGGUAUUUCUGUUGCACUGGUUCAUGUGACUCAUUUCCAGUUCUGGCUAAUUUUGUUACAUAAAUAACAGCAUGACUUCCUCAGGAACUUACAACAAGGAAACUUUUUCUUCUGAAGAGAAAAUAAGUCACAGAAGGCAGAUGCUAAAAUAAAAAAAUCCCUGAAGUUUAAGCUGAAGUUUAAAUGCAUUUUAGAUAAAAUUAAAAAUUCAGAUGUAUGAGAUACACGUGAGUUUAUUAAUUCAGUUAUGUGAGUAUUGUGUCAGUACCUAAAUAUAUUUGUG
This is a messenger RNA of Tympanuchus pallidicinctus (lesser prairie-chicken), 6828 nucleotides long. It is a transcript of the gene SLC12A7, whose product is annotated as solute carrier family 12 member 7. The coding region runs from base 102 to 3143 and encodes 1013 amino acids. Gene Ontology annotation, biological process: potassium ion homeostasis; potassium ion import across plasma membrane; chloride transmembrane transport. Gene Ontology annotation, cellular component: membrane. NCBI's taxonomy places the organism in Eukaryota, Metazoa, Chordata, Aves, Galliformes, Phasianidae. The record is from RefSeq and is a predicted model, not a curated record. The transcript is spliced from 23 exons. Gene Ontology annotation, molecular function: potassium:chloride symporter activity.